This is a messenger RNA of Purpureocillium lilacinum, 1641 nucleotides long. RefSeq lists its product as uncharacterized. The record is from RefSeq and is a predicted model, not a curated record. Gene Ontology annotation, molecular function: NADP binding; N,N-dimethylaniline monooxygenase activity; flavin adenine dinucleotide binding. Lineage: Eukaryota; Fungi; Ascomycota; Sordariomycetes; Hypocreales; Ophiocordycipitaceae.
AUGGGCGCAGGUGCGGCGGGAAUCGACUUCUUACAUCAAGCCCCCAAGGCCCUCAAGGGACUUCAUAUCGAUAUCAAAUGUUUUGAGAAGAACUCUGAUGUUGGCGGAACAUGGUACGAAAACCGGUAUCCCGGAUGUGCCUGCGACGGGCCCAGCGCGAGCUACCAGUUUCCCUGGUGCCCAAACCCGGACUGGACGAAGUUCUACAGCGAAGCGCCGGAGAUUUGGCGAUACAUGAAAGGGAUCGUAGUGGAUGAAGGGCUUGACAAGUACAUUCAGCUCAACACCAAAGUCGUCAGGGCAACAUGGGAUGAUGCUGAUUCUCGGUGGGUGGUGGGACUGGCGACAACUGAUGGCAGAAGGCACUGGGAAGAACGAUGCGAUAUCUUCCUCAAUGGUGGUGGCUUUCUCAACGCCUGGAAGUGGCCGGACAUACCCGGCCUCCACUCCUUUUCGGGUCGUCUUUUUCACACAGCACAGUACGAAGAAGGGUUUGACUUGAAGGGCAAAAGGGUUGCCGUGAUCGGUUCAGGAAGCUCUGGCGUGCAGACUGUUGCAUCAGUGUAUGAAGAUGUAUCGAAGCUAUACACUUGGGUUCGCAGCCCGACCUGGAUCACGGCAGGAUUCGCUCAGAAGUUUGCCGGCAAACACGGUGCGAAUUUUGCAUAUUCCGAAGACAGAAAGACCGAGUGGCGUCAAAAUCCAGCUAUGUAUCUGAAGUAUCGAAAGCAAGUAGAGGGAGAGCUCAACCAGCGAUACAAAUCGACUUUACGAAAUACCAUGGAGUCCCAGGAGGCAAAUGAAUUUUCCUAUCGAGAAAUGCACAGCAAGCUAGGCGGCGACAAGCGACUAGAAGACAAGAUCAUCCCGAAGAACUUCAAUGUGGGUUGCCGACGGCCGACACCGGGCAACGGGUAUCUAGAAUCUCUUAUUGGAGAUAAGACGACCUGUUUCACCGAAACCAUUCACUCCAUAACACCAGCAGGCUUCAAAGACCAGCAGGGAAACGAGUAUGAGGUUGACGUGAUUAUCUGUGCCACCGGUUUCGACACAUCCUUUCGCCCACAAUUCCCAAUUAUCGGACUUGACGGAACCAAUCUUGCAGACAGAUGGCAGGAGGUCCCUGAAUCAUACAUCGGAAUUGCGGCGCCGAGGAUGCCAAAUUAUUUCAUGUUCACGGGGCCAUUCACACCCGUCGCACAGGGGUCAAUCCUGCCGAUUCACACACACAUGAGCAAAUACUUCAUCCAGGUAAUCCGCAAGAUGUACACUCAACAUAUUCGCCGUAUUGUUCCGAAAGACAAGGUAGUGGAGCAGUUUAUGGAACACUGUAGGGCAUACCUUGCUCGGACAUGUUGGGCGGACCCUUGUACGAGUUGGUUCAAGCAGGGUCGAGCAGACGGCCUCAUUGUCAUGUGGCCCGGAUCUCGUCUAGCGUUCUUCCAGGUUGUUGAAACGCCGAACUUGGAGGACUUUGACAUUGAAUACCAUUCGAUCAACAGAUUUGGCUUUCUGGGCAAUGGAUUCGCGGCAUAUGAGUUUGAGGAAGACGGCGACACCACGCCUUACCUGGAUUGCGAGUACGUUCUGGCUCCUCCGCAGGCGACUAUGGAGACGCUCCUCACUGCUGGUCAGGAGUAG